AUGGAGUUCCGACCUAUCAGCUUAUGCAAUGUCGGAUAUAAGAUCAUAUCCAAGAUCUUAUCAACGAGGCUUAAGGGUAUCUUACCAAAGAUAAUCUCUGAGACGCAAUCAGCCUUCAUCGCGGAUCGACUAAUCACUGAUAAUAUCCUGAUUGCUCAAGAGAUGUUUCAUGCCCUUCGUACCAAUCCAAGCUGCAAAAACAAAUUCGUAGCCAUCAAAACUGAUAUGAGCAAAGCGUACGAUCGGGUUGAAUGGAGCUUUAUGGAAGCCUUGCUACUGAAAUUUGGCUUUGAUCCGCGAUGGGUCUCUUUGAUCAUGAAGUGCAUAUCAUCAGUCUCUUACCAGGUGUUGAUCAAUGGAGAGGCAAAAGGGCACAUAGUUCCCUCGAGAGGACUCCGGCAGGGAGAUCCACUGUCACCGUUUCUCUUUAUCCUCUGCACGGAAGUUCUGAUCUCGCAUAUCCAACAAGCGGAAGUAUCUAAGACUAUUACUGGAAUAAAAAUCGCAAAGGAAUGCCCACCAAUCUCCCAUCUUCUCUUCGCCGAUGACAGCCUUUUCUUCUGUAAAGCAGAGCAAUCUCAAUGCGAAGAACUGGUUCGAAUCAUCGACGUCUAUGGAAACGCCUCAGGACAACAACUGAAUAAACAAAAAUCUUCAGUUCUGUUCGGUUCUAAGGUCAUAGCGUCUAUAAAAAACGAUCUGAAAGGAUCACUUGGCAUCACAAAAGAAGGGGGAAUGGGAAUGUACUUAGGCAUGCCCGAAAAGAUAUGUGGAUCGAAGAAACAAGUCUUUUCCUUUGUACAAGAAAGAUUGAAUGGCAGGAUCAACUCGUGGUCUGCAAGACUCCUAUCCAAAGGGGGCAAAGAGGUGCAAAUUAAAUUGGUUGCUCAAGCUGUACCAACCUUCGUUAUGUCAUGCUACCGUCUGCCUCAAGAUACUUGCAAAAGACUCUCCGCCGCAGUGGCGCGUUUCUGGUGGAGUACGAGUUAUAAUAACAAAGGACUCCAUUGGGUAGCAUGGGAUAAAAUUUGUGUUCCAUUGGAUGAGGGAGGUCUGGGAUUCCGCUAUUUCAAUGACUUUAACCUUGCUCUCCUGGCAAAACAAGUCUGGCGUUUGCUGAUCUUCCCGGACUCCCUCCUUGCCCGAGUCUUAAAAGGACGAUACUACCGACAUUCCAACCCGCUGGCCACAGGCAAAGCAAAUAAUCCUUCGUACGGAUGGACUAGUCUAAUGUCGUCUCGACAUAUCCUGGAUAAGGCAGUCAAAAAAACUAUUGGCAAUGGAUCAGAUACAAAAGUCUGGGAGGACGUCUGGAUACAGACAGAACCAGCCAGACCAGCAAAGCCCAAAGGCAUUCUCUUUGAUCCAGACUUGAAGGUACACCAUCUGAUUAAUCAUGAGCUCAAAGAAUGGGACGUGGAACUUGUUAAAGAACUUAUAAACGAAGACGACGCCCAACGCAUUUUGUCUAUGAGAAUUAGCCGCACGGGUCGCAAAGAUAGCUAUGUCUGGAAAAAUUCCAAAUCGGGUAGCUAUACAGUGAGAACAGGAUAUAAGGUGGCAGUAGAACAGAGACAAAACUCCCAUCUCAAAGCAGUGACAGAACCAAGUACAAAGGAUUUGAAGAAAGAGGUAUGGAAACUUAAAGCGCCUAGGAAAAUUAAGCACUUCCUAUGGCAAGCUAUCUCAGGAUUUGUAGCAUCAGCAAGUAAGCUGAAAGAACGUCAUUGUGGAAAAGAUAGUACUUGUCAGAGAUGUGGAGCAAAACAAGAAACAGUAAAUCAUAUACUUUUCGAGUGUCCACCGGCAAUUCAAUGUUGGGCUCUAUCUAAUAUCCCUUCAUCUCUGGGGUUGUUUCCGUGCUCUUCACUUUAUGUUAAUGUCGAUACUUUGCUAAGGUACUGUAAAGAGCCUAACCAUAUCGGAGACAUCUCUUCGAUAUUUCCAUGGAUCAUGUGGUAUCAAUGGAAGGCUCGAAACAAUAAGUGCUUCAGUAACUUAGACACGACAGCUUUGGAUAUUUUGCAACUGGCAAGGCAGGAGGCGGAAGCUUGGAAGAUGGCGCAGAUCGUUGAGACGACCUUCACGAAAGAAGAAGAAAAUAACCAGAGGAGAAAUCCUUCCCCAGCACCUAACCUAACGCAUCAGUGGAGAUGUCAGGUUGACGCGUCAUGGGUGGAGGCAAGCGAUGGAAUUGGAAUGGGUUUUGUCUUGUUUGAACAGGAAGUGGAGGUGUUAAGAGGACGGUGCAAAGGACCACAAACAGAGACGCCACUACACGCAGAGGCCGAGAGCUUAUGUUGGGCGAUGAAAGAAGUAAACAACCGGGGAUGCCGGCGCAUAAACUUUGAAUCUGAUUGUCAACAGCUCGUGCACAUAAUACAACGGAAGAAACAGUGGCCUGCUCUGGAACCGGUUUUGGACGAAAUUAAAGCUAUGAAUGCUCUCUUUAAAGACUUAUCUCUUAUGUUUAUCUCUCGAUCAGCAAAUGUCCGUGCGGAUAAUCUUGCCAAAGAGGCCCGAGCACGCGAGCAAUGCUUCAGCUUCUAUGAAGUAAAAGAUCCGAUUAGGCUAGCUAUAGAGGCUAGCUUGUAUGAAUCCCUUUAA
Molecule: messenger RNA, 2607 nt
Organism: Brassica napus (rape)
Lineage: Eukaryota; Viridiplantae; Streptophyta; Magnoliopsida; Brassicales; Brassicaceae
Exons: 1
Coding region: 1-2607 (868 amino acids)
Molecular function (GO): RNA-DNA hybrid ribonuclease activity; nucleic acid binding
Source: RefSeq, a predicted model, not a curated record